AUGUCUGGUUGGUUUCAAGAGAAGUCCGGCGACGCCACCAAGACGGCGUCCGAGACGGGGCAGACCAUUCAAGACCGCGCCGUCGAGGCAAAAGACCAGACCGGGGCCUUCCUUGGUGAGAAAAGCGAGGCUGUCACGAAGGCUGCCUCCGAGACUACCGAGGCGGCUAAAAAGAUGGGCGGCGAGGCCAUGGGGAAGGCGUCCGAGACGGUGGAAGCCGGUAAGGAUCACGCCGUCGAGGGCAAAGACCAGACAGGCAGCUUUUUCGGCGACAAGACUGACGCUGUCAAGAAGACGGCCACCGAGACUGCCGAUGCCACCAAGGAGAAGUCCACCGAGGCCGCCCAGCAUGUCCAGGACACCGCUGCACAGUACACCAAGGAUACCCCGGUCGCCCCCAAGGAAAACGUCUUCCAGCAGGCCGGCGGGAAUAUGGUGGGUGCCGCUACAGACGCCAAGGACGCUGUCAUGAACACGCUCGGGAUGGGAGGAGACAAGUGA
Molecule: messenger RNA, 501 nt
Organism: Triticum turgidum subsp. durum (durum wheat)
Lineage: Eukaryota; Viridiplantae; Streptophyta; Magnoliopsida; Poales; Poaceae
Source: the annotation of a GenBank genome assembly